Molecule: messenger RNA, 1251 nt
Organism: Nerophis lumbriciformis (worm pipefish)
Lineage: Eukaryota; Metazoa; Chordata; Actinopteri; Syngnathiformes; Syngnathidae
Source: RefSeq, a predicted model, not a curated record
AUGAGGGUCUUCCUGCUUUUGGGACUGGUCGCCGUCGCCCUGGCCGACAUCGCUCGCUUUGAUGGAGACCAAGUAUUGCGGCUGAAACCAGUGUAUGAUGAACAUGUUACGAUCAUCCAGGAAUUGGCACAAACCAUAGAGCUCGACUUCUGGAGCCCCGAGAGCGCGGAGUUGGUGACCACAGACAUCGACGUGGACAUUCAUGUACCCGCCUUGUACCAGGAAAUGGUGCACACCAUGCUGCUGCAAAGUAACAUGAAGCAUGAGGUCCUGAUUGACGACCUGCAAGCUGCUGUUGAGGAACAGACGGAUAAUCAGCCUUCACCUAGAAGCCACAGCUACACCAAGUACAACAGCUGGGACAAAGUCCAGGCAUGGAUUGCAUCGAUUUCCUCCUCCAACUCCAAUCUGAUUAGUAAACAAGUGAUUGGGAAUACCUACGAGGGACGCCCCAUGACACUCCUUAAGCUUGGUAAGAAAAGCAGCUCCACCAAGCCAGCCAUCUUCAUGGACUGCGGCAUCCAUGCUAGAGAGUGGAUCUCCCCUGCUUUCUGCCAGUGGUUUGUCAAGGAGGCUCUGUCCACCUAUGGCAAAGAUUCUCAAAUGACCAGCCUUCUCAACCAGAUGGAUGUCUACGUCCUUCCUGUCUUCAACAUUGAUGGCUACGACUACACUCAUAAGAGUAACAGGAUGUGGAGAAAAACUCGCUCUAGGAGAUCUGGAUCGGGCUGCAUCGGUGCUGAUCCCAACAGGAACUGGAACGCUGGCUGGUGCACAAUUGGAGCCUCGAGCAGCCCCUGCAGCGACACCUUCUGCGGCUACAGACCUGAGUCUGAAAUUGAGGUCAAGAAUGUGGCCGACUUUAUCCGCAGGAACAAGUCCGCCAUCAAGGCCUACAUCACCAUCCAUUCUUACUCGCAGCUGCUCCUCUUCCCCUACUCGUACACCUACGACCAUGCCCCGCACCACAAUGAGCUGAUGAAGAUUGCUCAGGGAGCUUCUAGCGCUCUGCGCAGACUGUAUGGAACCCGUUACACCAGUGGACCUGGUGCAGCGACCAUCUACCCCGCUGCCGGUGGCUCCGACGACUGGGCCUACGACCUGGGUAUAAAAUACUCCUUCACCUUCGAGCUGCGCGACACCGGUCGUUAUGGCUUCUUGCUGCCAGAGUCUCAAAUCAAGCCCACGUGCGAAGAGACCAUGCUGGCCGUCAAGUACAUUGCCGGCUAUGUGCAGAAGAACCUCUAUUAA